Durotheca rogersii is the source of this 720-nucleotide messenger RNA. RefSeq lists its product as uncharacterized. The transcript has a single exon. Bases 207 to 638 code for a protein of 143 amino acids. NCBI's taxonomy places the organism in Eukaryota, Fungi, Ascomycota, Sordariomycetes, Xylariales, Xylariaceae. The record is from RefSeq and is a predicted model, not a curated record.
UAGCCACCUGAAUCCUUGAGGGUCAAGCGUUAGUCGCUCAAUUCCUCGCCGAGUCGCAUCGCCUAUUGCCCCAAGGCCGGCUCCUUGCUAAGAAACUUCUUACAGAGCCGGCAUCGAUUUCCAUAGACUAGGGUAUGCUCUCUCCUGCUUCUCCCCUCUCGCGCUUUCUGGGUAGCGUAAAAUGAUCAGGUCCUAGCUCAUCUUAUAUGAUUAUAUGUGUAUAUGUAGCAUGCGUGUGGGCUAACCGGCCACCCCUCUGCUUCGGGAACGCGGGGCUUUUUAUAUGGAUCGACUUGAAAGGAUCCCUCCCUCUAUCCGAGACAGGCGCAGACGGUCGGGCAGCGGAGCGGCUACUCCUCCGACGCUUUGCCGAGAGCGGUGUUCUUAUGGCGACGGCGGAGUACCACGGCCAUAGUCCGGGGCGACCCCGCGUCAUCACCUCUCUCAAGGAGAACACCCUCAGAAAGGGUAUUAGAAGGUUUGUCGGUUCCUUUAUGCAGCGGCUACGUGGCCCGUUCGAAGCAUACUGUAGAAUUAAAGGCGUUAAAUAUCGAGUACCCAGGAUAUCCAGUCUUGAAGUCCCAAGCCACAAAGUGACACCAGUAGGGCUAAGCUUACGGUCAGAAUGCGUAGGCUAAGUAUUGCGCCACAGGACUUUAUGACCUCACCUCGUGCUACCCAGGAGGUAAGGUAUAGCAGCUCCUACCGUGACGGGCCAUU